This is a messenger RNA of Symbiodinium pilosum, 1338 nucleotides long. Lineage: Eukaryota; Dinophyceae; Suessiales; Symbiodiniaceae. The record is from the annotation of a GenBank genome assembly.
GGUGGUCAGCGCGUGAAUGCCUUCUUCACUGGUGGUUGGGUUCGCAACCAGCUGUGGAAGUGGUGGUUGAAGCCUUUCAAGAGUCACACGGUGAUGUCCAUCAACGAUUUGUCCGAGACCCUGCUGCAGAUGAUCACGGGCAGGAAAUAUCCUGGCGGUGGCAUGCGUAACGAGCCUGGACCGCUCAGCGGUGUCCCCAUGUGGACGGCCAUCCUCUACAAGAAGCAGGUUCCACGCCGGAUCACCUAUUCGGAGGUCAUGGAGCUGCGAGUGGGAAGGUCCAUAAAGGACUUCAAAAAGAUCUGGUUCACCGAGAACAACACGUUGAUAUCGGACGGUAACUGGACGCCCAACUUCCCGAACGACACAGAGUUCAUCCCAGACUUUGGCUACAAGUACGUACGGCCUUGCAGCACGCCUUACUGCUACUUCGACCUCUACCUGGAUCCUUCCGAGCAAACGAAUCUUCCCUUGAACCCAGUGCAAGAGGAGGCGUUACGAAGGGAGGUGUUUGCUGACUGGAACCUCUUCGUGAUCGACACCUCACGUAUCACAAGCUUGAGCCUCGAAACUGGAAAACCAGUUGAAGUCUCGCUGUGGACAACCAUGGGUGCUUCAGGGCCCUUUCUGAGUGCAGCGGCCCAGCCGGUCAUCCCCCCAGUCGCCGAGUGCUGGUGUACUUGGAUCCAACCUGGUCUGGCGGUAGAGGAUGUCACGCACGUCAUUUUCAACUUGUACCUCGGUGCCAGGUGUGUGGACAGUGUAGCUGCCGCGGGCUCCAAAGGGGCGCUAGCCUGCAAGCCGCCGCUGCGCCUCACGCAGGCGCCCAUCCCGUUCGACUUCUCACGGGCCAUGUGGAAGAAGAUCGGCUUUGAGACGCAGGACUACGACAGCAUUCUCCUUGCGGAGUGGAAGCUGGGCGUUUUCACGCUCCCAUUUCCCCUCUUUACCUUGGACUGGAACCUCGCCGUGAUCGCAGGUUUGAGGGCCAUGAACUCCCGCAACGGCUUUGCGUUCGCAAACUGGCCCAACAUUGGCAAGUACCCCUUCAACCUGGGCUACACGGAUCAUUGUCCCAACUUUGACAUCUUCACGGCACCCACUCCAUAUACGCAGGUCACGGACUGGCUCCUUUCCGCCGGUAUCUUCAACAAUCCCACCGGAGGAGCCAUCUCCAGCUCGGGGAACGUGACUGCAUGCUUUCCUAUCAACUCGUCGCGGGCUGUCUGUCCAAGCUUGGACAACAAUCCCCCCACCGUGGACGGCUUCAACGUCCCCACGUACUCGCUCGAAGAAUGCAGACAAUACUGCGUGCUGUGGGAUCCUCUGGUCGAUUGA